This is a messenger RNA of Macadamia integrifolia, 3062 nucleotides long. Its product is annotated as G-type lectin S-receptor-like serine/threonine-protein kinase At2g19130. The record is from RefSeq and is a predicted model, not a curated record. Gene Ontology annotation, biological process: recognition of pollen; protein phosphorylation. The transcript is spliced from 2 exons. NCBI's taxonomy places the organism in Eukaryota, Viridiplantae, Streptophyta, Magnoliopsida, Proteales, Proteaceae. Gene Ontology annotation, molecular function: protein serine/threonine kinase activity; ATP binding. The coding region runs from base 257 to 2779 and encodes 840 amino acids.
GGUACCGAUUCCUAAAACCCUGUGUGGCGGAAGAUUAUCCGCCCAAAUAUGAAUUUUGGGCAACGGGCGAGAAACUGGUCCUCUUCCCUACUUGCUACUUCAGCCUUAGCUGUCUCCCAGGCCCAGCAUUACAAAAAGUCUAGCAGCGAGCAAAUUUUCUCUCUAUUGCUCUUUUUGCGGUGAAAGAAUAUAGGGUAGGCGGACCAAAAGGAAAGAGGAACAAGAAAGAAGCUGAACUUGAAAUAAAAAAAGACUAAUGAGCAAGAGAAGUCAAGUUUCAAUUUCGUUUUUCAAUCAGUCACAGCCUCAACAGGGGUGGCAGACCAGAGCAGAUGAAGAAUCCCAUGUCAUUACAUAUUUCGUCCAGAUUCAGGUGCUGGAGAAGUUAUCCAAACUCCGUUGCCGCCUUCAAAUGUUGAAUAAGAGUACCCAGGUUACUGUGAAGACCAUUAUCUCUGAACCAGCUGGGACCUUCGAAUUGGGCUUCUUCGCUACAGGUAAUAAAUCUCAGAACUACUACAUUGGCAUAUGGUACAGAGAGAUCUCAGAAAGGACGAUCGUUUGGGAGGCAAAUAGAGAUAAACCCAUCUCUGAUAAGUUUUCUUCCCAACUGAAACUCCUAGAGGAUGGAAAUCUAGUUCUUCUCGACUCAUCCAAAACCCAUAUUUGGUCUACAAAUUUGACAUCCUUAACCUUCAAUUCUACGGAGGCAGUGCUUCUUGACUCUGGAAAUCUGGUUUUGAGACACAAACAAAGCUCCUCUACUUUCAUUUGGCAGAGUUUUGAUCACCAAACUAAUAAUUUCUUACCGGGUGCGAAGCUUGGGCGGAAUAAACUCACCAAUACUUCAUAUAUUCUUACUUCAUGGAAGAAUUCAGAGGAUCCUGCUAUGGGGAUCUUCUCUCAUGAGCAGGACCCCGCUGGAAGCUCUCAGUAUUUUCUAUUGUGGAAUAAGUCUCAAAGGUACUGGACUAGUGGGUAUUGGAAUGGGCAUAAUUUCGGCACAGUUCCUCAGCAGAAUGAAAAUAAUUACUUCAACUAUAGUUAUGUUUCGAACCACAACGAGAGCUAUUUCACUUAUAGUGUAUAUAAUAGUUCUUUCAUCACUAGACUUGUGUUGGAUGUGACCGGGCAGACCAAGCAAUUUGUAUGGCGGGAUGGUGUUGGCUGGAAUUUAUUUUAUUCAGAGCCAAGCAAGAUAUGCGAUGUUUAUGCUCUAUGCGGGGCUUUCGGUACCUGCAAUGAGCAAGAUUUGCCCUUUUGUGAAUGUUUGCAAGGUUUUAGUCCACGCUCAACAACAGAUUAUAAUAAUCUGAACGAUUGGUCUGGUGGUUGUGUGAGGACAGACCCUUUACUUUGUGGAAACAAUGUUUCUACAAAUGGGGAGAAAGAUGGAUUCUUGUCCAUGCCCAACAUGACGUUGCCUGUAAAUCCACAAUCUUUGGAGGUUGAGAGUGCACAAGCAUGCAAAUUUGCUUGCCUGAAUAACUGUUCUUGCUCUGCUUAUGCAUAUGAUGAUGGGUGUUCAGUAUGGGAAGGAGAGCUCUUGAAUCUGCAACGACUCUCACAAGGUGACAGUGGUGGAGGAAAUCUAUAUCUCAAACUUGCUGCUUCCGAGCUUUCAAAUUUGGGAGGUAAGAAGAAGGAAUCAGUUAUAGGUGCUAUUGUUGGUGUUAUUUCGGGGGUUGUGCUGAUCUUGGGAUCUGUUUUGGUGCUAUUCUGGUGGUGGCAGAGAAGGAAUGUAUUUGGACCUUCAAAUCAUAUUGAUGGUUCUUUGGUUCAGUGUUCAUACAGAAACUUACAAAUUGCAACCAACAACUUCUCCGAACAGAUAGGUAGAGGAGGAUUUGGUUGUGUCUUUAAAGGGACAUUGGCUGAUUCGACUGUUGUAGCUGUGAAGAAACUUGAAGGCCUCAGUCAAGGAGAGAAGCAGUUCCGAUCUGAAGUAAGCACAAUUGGGAUGAUUCAGCACAUUAACCUCAUUUGCCUACGUGGGUUCUGCUGUGAAGGUACUAAAAGGUUGCUGGUCUAUGAUCUUAUGCCAAAGGGCUCUUUAGAUUCCCAUCUAUUUCAUGAUAAAAAGGGCUUUGAGAUUUUAGAUUGGAAAACAAGAUACCAAAUCGCUAUUGGAAUAGCAAGAGGACUUGCGUAUCUACAUGAGAAGUGCAGAGAUUGCAUCAUCCAUUGUGAUAUCAAGCCCGAGAACAUACUUUUAGAUGCUGAAUUCUGUCCCAAGGUGGCAGACUUUGGCAUGGCGAAGCUUGUCGGCCGGGACUUCAGUCGAGUGUUGACAACCAUGAGAGGGACCAUUGGAUACCUUGCACCAGAGUGGAUUUCGGGUGUUCCAAUCACAGCCAAAGCUGAUGUUUACAGCUAUGGUAUGAUGUUCUUCGAGCUUAUAUCAGGGAGGAGAAACUCUGAUCAACUUGGGGAUUGGAAAGUUAGAUAUUUUCCUAUUUGGGCAGCAAGAAAAAUCAGUGAAAACAGCGAAGUCAUUAGCCUCCUAGACUACAAGUUAGAAGGUAAUGCUGAUCAUGCAGAACUCACUAGAGCUUGUAAAGUUGCUUGUUGGUGCAUCCAAGAUGAAGAUGAUAGGCCAUCGAUGGGGCUAGUGGUUCAGAUGCUUGAAGGGCUAAUAGAUGUGGAACUACCUCCAGUUCCCAGAACUCUCCAGACUUUUGUGGAGAUCCAUGAAGAUGCCACUGAGUCUCCAUCAAAUUACAGUUUGGGAACAUUAACUUCUCAGGCCAAGAGCAGUACGUCAUCGACAAUUUCAUGACAUCAAUAAGCUGAAACAGAAAUGGAGUUCUUAGGCAGUUCACACAAUGGUGUGAGAGCAUAGCAUGUUCUGUAGAUCAACAAAGCUUAGAGCUAUCGUUUCAAAUCUCUUAUUUUGUUCUAUUCACAACUUGUUUCUAUGGUCAGUUAUUUUGUUAGUACAAAUGGUUGUUAGUAAUAAGAAUUAAAAACACUAGUUAAUUAGUGUUGUGUCCAUUAUGUAAUUUCUUUUCAUUUGUUAAUUUGGGACUUCUAUCAAUAAGUAGGAAAAGGUAUUCCACUCU